Messenger RNA from Haliotis rufescens (red abalone), 699 nucleotides. RefSeq lists its product as uncharacterized. The transcript is spliced from 7 exons. NCBI's taxonomy places the organism in Eukaryota, Metazoa, Mollusca, Gastropoda, Lepetellida, Haliotidae. The record is from RefSeq and is a predicted model, not a curated record. The coding region runs from base 175 to 699 and encodes 174 amino acids.
AUUUGGCAAAUGCCAGUAUUCGUCGUCACAUUUCUGGAUGUGUGCAUACAGCUAUUACAUUGAACCGAGACAUCGAUCUGCAUCAUGUGCGAAUGGAUCGGCGGGCAGGAUACGAUGAAUGCUAACAGGACUGUCACCUUGAUAGUGAAGUCAUAGAUCAAGGAGAAAAACCACAUGCCAAGAACACGAUCCGGUAAUACCGGUCACAGACAAUGCAAAGAUGAAGCAACAGGGAUGAGCGAAACCAUUAGACCCGGUAAAAGUAAUCAUGGUCAAUCUUCCACAACAGAUGAAGCUACAAGAAAAAUGCUGAGACCCAGUAAACCAUAUUUAGAUCAAUGUAAAGAUGAAGCAACAGCUAUCAGAGAAAGCAUUAGGCUUUUAAGAGAAAUUGAAGUCAGAAGCCGCAGAGCAGCCAUCUUGUGCUACAAAACUUCAAGUACAAAUGAAUGCUUAUAUAUAUUAUUUGCAGUUAUUAAAGUGAUGGUCGUUGCUGUUGUUGGGAUCAUGACACACAAAUAUCUGUCGAAAACAAUUGAAGGCAAAGUUUCAUCUGCUGAAUACAAGAUCUUCAUUAAUGAAUGUAUUGAAAAAAGAGAGGAAAUAUGUAUCAAAGCUCGUCCAGAUGAAAAGAUCUACAAGGAGUAUGAAAAACUUACGACCAUGUAUGAUAGAGAUGAAAACAGCCAUGUUGGUUGA